AUGGAAGGAACAGCAGAAUCUGCUAUUUCCGGCCUUAUGCUUUCCCAUGAAAAUUAUGAUGUAGCUAUCUCAAUAUUGAAGAAACAAUUUGGAGAUGUGCAGUCUGUAAUAAACAAACAUUACAUGGACCUCAUCAACAUUAAGCCUGCAUUCAAUAACACUUCCAGUCUCCGUAGAUUAUUGGAUGAACUAGAAAAACAUAUGCGUAGUCUAGAAGCCUUGGAACAGGAUGUACAUCAAGAUGUCUUUGUUUCCAUGAUAAUAACAAAGUUACCAAAAGAAGCCAGAUUACAAUUAGAAAUACAGAAAGGAAAGAAAGAAAAGUGGACUGUGCAAAAGCUGAGAAUAUUUCUUGAUAAUUACAUAGUAGCUAGAGAGUCUACAGAUAUGGACAACCUAGACUCUCAUGAGAAACAACAUUCAAGAAAAACUUCAUUACCUGGAAUGUCAUAUCCAGGCCAUCUGAGCAAAGACUGCAAAGUAGACAAACCAUGUGUCCAUUGCCAUCAGACAAAGAAACAUCAUCGAAGUCUCUGCAAUAAGAAGAUACAGCUUUUGAGAAAAACCUCACACUUUGUUGAAGCAGAGAUUUAUGAUUCUGAACCAGUUAACAGUGUUACAGAAAACAGUCUACUCUCCUCAGGUAGUAUGCUGCUAAUGCAGACUGCAAGAAUUGAUGCAUCAGAUCUGAAAGGAAGGAGAGUUGAAUCUGUAAGAAUUUUGAUGGACUCUGGGUCUCAGAGAACAUAUGUUACUGAGGAAUUAGCUUCAAGGUUGAAUUUGCAGAUUAAAAGAACAGAAGAAAUAUCACUCAUCACCUUUGGAUCAACGAAACCAAAGAUAGUAAAAAUUCCAAAUGUAUCUUUAAGAAUUAAACUAAAGGAUGGGCACUGCAUGAGAAUUGACGCAAAUGUUGUGCCUCAAAUAAGUGGAUCAAUACAUAGAAGACCGUUGCCACCUAAGAUCACUAAAAAGAUGCAGCACCAAUGGAAACAUUUACAAUUUGCUGAUACUCUACCAAAAACUACAGAGAAUUCAACCAUAGACAUCCUUAUUGGAAAUAACUAUUAUCUUGAUUUAGUAUCAUCAGAGAAAAUUGAAAUUAACCCUGGACUUUACUUACUAUCAUCAAAGCUAGGAUGGAUUCUCACUGGAAGAACACAAGAAAAAUUUGAGGCGUCCAGAGAUCAUUUACAUGAAAUGCUGAUUGUAAAUGGAAAUAACUCAACAACAGAAUAUUGUCUUCAUUCCUCCGUCGAUCAGUGUUUGCCCUUGAAGCCAUCAUUGGAUGAAUAUUGGAACUUGGAAACGAUUGGAAUCAAAGACCAGCCUCACUCAUCAGAUGAUGACAAGGCUUUGAAAAACUUUACUGAUACAAUAAAACUAGUCAAUGACAGAUACCAAGUCACUUGGCCAUGGAAAGAUGAGCAACCUGAACUCCCAGAGAACACAGAACUUGCUUUUGGAAGGUUGAGAUCUUUAAUUCAAAAACUUAAAAAGAACCCUAAGCUACUUCACAAAUAUGAUGAAAUAAUUCAGGAGCAGUGCAAGCAAGGCAUCAUUGAGAAAGUGACAAAGAACAGUGAAGUAAAGAAUAGUGUCAAACACUACAUACCCCUUCAUGCUGUUAUUGAUCCAACAAAACCUACCACAAAAAUGCGGAUCGUUUAUGAUGCAUCAGCAAAGUUAAAACCAGAGUAUAACAGCCUUAAUAAAUGUCUUUACUGA
Messenger RNA from Saccostrea echinata, 1728 nucleotides. RefSeq lists its product as uncharacterized. Bases 1 to 1728 code for a protein of 575 amino acids. Lineage: Eukaryota; Metazoa; Mollusca; Bivalvia; Ostreida; Ostreidae. The record is from RefSeq and is a predicted model, not a curated record. The transcript has 2 exons.